Messenger RNA from Myxocyprinus asiaticus (Chinese sucker), 3132 nucleotides. Its product is annotated as F-box only protein 3-like. The record is from RefSeq and is a predicted model, not a curated record. The coding region runs from base 35 to 1390 and encodes 451 amino acids. NCBI's taxonomy places the organism in Eukaryota, Metazoa, Chordata, Actinopteri, Cypriniformes, Catostomidae. The transcript has 11 exons. Gene Ontology annotation, molecular function: protein binding.
GGGGCGGGGCUUCAGCUCUGAAUUCGUUACCAAGAUGGCAACGUCCGUAACGCUCAGCCUGGACAACUUACCGUCGGAUCCUUUAAUGCUGGUGCUGUCAUUUCUGGACUUCAGGGAUCUGAUCAGCUGCAGUUUUGUAAGUCGUCGACUCAAUGAGCUGACAGGACAUAACCCGCUAUGGAAGAGGCUUUGUCAGAAGCACUGGCUCCUUACGGAGUCAGAUAAAGUGCAGAGAGGCCUGACCUGGAAGGAGCUGUUUCGGGAGUAUUAUGCUGAUCUGGGCGAUUACAUUGACUACUACAGCACUCUCAAGAAAUCAUGGGAUGACCUGAAGAACUACCUGAUUCAGAAAUGCCCUCGAAUGAUAGCUUCACUGAAAGAGGGAGUGAAGGAGGAGGAGCUAGACAACAUUGAAGCUCAGAUUGGCUGCAAGCUUCCUAAUGACUACCGUUGCUCCUAUAGGAUACAUAAUGGGCAGAAACUGGUGGUCCCUGGGUUGAUGGGCAGCAUGGCUUUGUCCAAUCACUAUCGCUCAGAGGACCUGUUGGAUAUUGAGACAGCAUCAGGGGGAUUUCAGCAGAGGAAAGGCAUGAGACAAUGUCUUCCCCUCACUUUUUGUUUCCAUACCGGCCUCAGCCAGUACAUGGCCCUGGAGAGCACAGAGGGACGAUCACGCAGUGAGAUCUUCUAUCAGUGCCCGGAUCAGCUGGCACAAGAUCCAUCUGCUAUUGACAUGUUCAUUACGGGCUCUAACUUUACUGAGUGGUUUACUUCUUAUGUAGAUCAUGUCGUAACAGGAGAGUACCCCAUCAUUCGGGACCAGAUUUUCAGGUAUGUGCAUGACAAGCGUUGUGUGGCAACCACUGGUGACAUCACCAUAUCCGUCUCUACCUCCUUCCUGCCAGAACUCAGUUCAGUCCAUCCACCACACUUUUUCUUCACUUAUAGAAUCAGGAUUGAGAUGGAAAAGUCAGCGCUGCCAGAGAAUGCAUGCCAGCUAGACAGUCGUUACUGGAAGAUCACAAAUGCAAAUGGAAAUGUGGAGGAGGUCCGUGGCCCCGGCGUUGUGGGUGAGUUUCCAAUGAUGACACCUGGUAAAGUUCACGAGUACGCCAGCUGCACCACGUUUUCCACCACAUCCGAGUACAUGGAAGGCCACUACACAUUCCACCGGCUCAAGAACAAAGAGGAAGUGUUUGAUGUUUUAAUCCCUCGAUUCCACAUGGUUUGUCCACCGUUCCGUGAGUCUAUGGUGCGGUCGAGCUCAGUUAGUGAGGUGUCUGCUCCUUAUAUUGAUGAGAACUCAUCUGACAACGACGACUAUGAGGAGGGAGAAAUGCGUGGCAUGAACAUGGCUGACCCAGGAGGACGCUGCCCUCGGCGUAUCUGAUACACUUUUGUUAGCCCCGGCCAACACCCACCAUAGAUACUAACACACAGACACAAACACGUAGACACAUUCACACAAAUGGGAGAGCUAGAGGACAGACAAAGCUUUUAGGCAGCAGCCAUUGUUUAUUGUACAGCGCAUUUGUGCCUGUUACCUCUUGAGCUUUCUCUCCAGUUUGUGAGGGCAUGAGUCUAGUUGUGCUGUGCGCACAUGCGUGUGAGAUCAUUGUAUGUGUGUUUGAGUCUGCAAGUGUGUUUUGUUAUUGAGUGAAAGCAAAGUAGUUUAUUGUAUGAGUGAGAGUAGAUGGCUCUACUUGCAUUGGUUUCAAAAUAAUCUGCCGCUUACUGAAGACCACACAAUUACAGAACCCUCAAGAGAAUGAGUAGAGAGUAUGACGCUACUGUUAUACUGUUUUCUAAUAGAGAAAACUACAUACAUGCUGAUUUGGGUAUACUCAGUGCGUGCGUGCGUGUGUGUGUGUGUGUGUGUGUGUAUAUAUAUAUAUAUAUAUAUAUAAUAUUGAAUAUUAUGUUCGAUUGCAUACUGCACAGAAAAGUGACAAUAAAUUGAUCCAUUCAUAUGGUCUCAUUUCCUCCACAAGGCCUCAGGUAUUGUGAAGCACGUAUGUGUUUAUGUAUAUUUGUUUGUACUUAUGUUGUCUGUACAGAGGGUUUCAGAUGUGAAACUGAUGCAUUCAGAGAUGAGUAAAAAGCACAUAGACCUAAACCAGCCAGGCCAUGCACAGCAUCAGCUAUAACUAAUCUGUCCAAGCAAUCAUUAAACAUUUAUCAGUUGCCGUAUUUUUCUGUGCUGGUUGCUGAUGCCCUGUUCUAGACACAUCCACAUGGAUGUAAACUGAAGAUCAGCCAGACCAUUUUGACUGUCCUCACUUAUUUGUCCUUGUAAAGGAUUCUCUUUUGAGCUCCGAUCAUAUUAAGGGCUGGAGGUUAUGCAGACUGGUGCAAAUAGCAAGAUUAUUUAAGUUUAUUGCAUUAUCAUGCUUAUUUUUCUCACUUGUUUCUUAAAAACCUUGUAAAUGGGUUGGUUUAAUAGGUGAAGGAUUAUGACAAAAUGUCUGUUUUAAUGGGCUCAGUCCUUCAUUCAGAAUGAAAUACAGAAAGAUUUAAAUUGUUUACUUUGUCCCCUUUACCCUUCCUAAUUAUGACAUUGUCUGCUAAUCUCACAUAAAGGCAUGUGUGAUUUAGAUUUUUAUGUUAAUGACUGCAGUUAUAUUGUAAUCAUCUUUGUAAAAUAAUGCGGUGCGGUGGGAUUUUUCAGGAGUUUAUGUUGUACUUAUUUUGUAUUUGUGUUUUUUUUUUUUUUUUUUUUUUGUUUGUUUUUUUGAAGUAAAUAAAAAGGUAAUGGUAUAUCAGUGCCAUAUUUCAUUUUUAUGUGAUAUGUUUACUUUUCCACUGUGCACAGGAUGUUUUCUACUAUCUAAAUACAAAGGCACCGUUGAUCUUGUUUGAAUAUUUUUAGUCAGCCAGCCGCAAUGCUAUUGUCUCAUUCAGAUUUGAAAACACUUACUGUUCUCGCAACACAAAACGUAGUCAUUUCACUCAUUCUGACCAAAUCCUAACCCACCUCACCCUGAUGGUAUCAGUUGUCAUGGCGAUGAGUUGAAGAGGGCUUUUUGUAAUUCGACUGAAGUUUCUUUGUUGUGCUGUUUGUUUUUUGGCCCGCAUCUCCUCUUAUUCCACUUCUCUUUCAUUUUCAUUUGAUUGAAAAAAAUAAAACACUUA